Messenger RNA from Humulus lupulus (European hop), 2013 nucleotides. RefSeq lists its product as uncharacterized. Lineage: Eukaryota; Viridiplantae; Streptophyta; Magnoliopsida; Rosales; Cannabaceae. The transcript is spliced from 4 exons. The record is from RefSeq and is a predicted model, not a curated record. The coding region runs from base 1 to 2013 and encodes 670 amino acids.
AUGCAGAAAAUGAAGAACUUUGGUAGUAGUAGCUGUAGUGGUGGAAACAUGAGUAGCAAUGGGAGACAAUCAGUGGAGGAGAUCAAUGAUGAUGAUAAUGAUCAUCAGGAGAUAUCAAGAUUGGCCAUUUCAACUUUUCAAGCUAGAGAGGAAGAGAUUGAGAGAAGGAAGAUGGAGGUCAAGGAAAAGGUUGAGCUUCAGUUAGGCCGUGCUGAAGAAGAAACUAAACGCCUAGCUAGGAUUCGGGAAGAGAAAGAAUAUAAAGAAGCAUUAGACCUGUUCAAUGAGAAAAGCAAAGAAAAGGCUCAGCUUGUCAGCGCAUUAAAGGAGAAAAAUUGGGACACAGUCAAAGGCGAUCUGAUGAACGUCUUGGAAGGUUUCUUUAAGGAUGGAAUUAUUCAAGAGAGAGCCAAUGAAACUUACAUUUGCCUUAUUCCCAAGAAAAUUAAUAGUUGUCGUGUGAAGGAUUAUAGACCUAUCAGUCUUGUCACUAGCUUGUAUAAAAUCAUCUCUAAAGUGUUGGCUUGUAGACUUCGAGGUGUUUUGGCCGAUACAAUAGCGGAUUCUCAAGGAGCUUUUGUGGAGGGUAGGCAGAUUUUGGACACUGUUUUGGUUGCAAAUGAGGCGGUUGAGGAGUAUAGGAGUAAGGGUAAAAAGGGUUGGGUCUUCAAAAUUGACUUUACAAAGGCUUAUGAUUGUGUGGAUUGGGGUUUUUUGGAUUUUGUUUUGCAGAAAAAAGGUUUUGGAGAAGUUUGGAGGCGGUGGAUGCAAGGAUGUCUGUCAUCUACGUCUUUCUCUGUGUUUUUAAAUGGGCGUCCCAGGGGUAAAUUUAAGGGAUCGAGGGGUCUUCGUCAAGGGGAUUCCUUGUCCCCUUUCUUGUUCACGUUGGUGGUGGAUGUUUUGGGAAGAAUGAUUGAUAGGGCUAAGAGUAGUUUGGCUUAUAGAGGAUUUACAGUGGGAAGUGAUGGAGUUGAUGUUAGCCAUCUUCAAUUUGCAGACGACACGAUUUUCUUUGUUAAUGAUGAUGAGUCACUGGGGGUGCUCCUUGACAUCUUGAAGGUCUUUAGUGAGGUGUCUGGGCUAUCUAUUAAUUUGCAGAAGUGUCAAUUGUUGGGGAUCAAUUUGCCCGAGGAGGUCGUGGAUCUUCGGAAUGUGGCAAGGAGUAUAGAGAAAGUUAUGAGAGACUUUCUGUGGGAGGGAGCAGAUGGUUCGGGGGACGAUCAUUUGGUUUCUUGGCAAGAAGUCUGUAAGUCUCGAAAUUAUGGAGGGCUGGGAAUUGGGAAUAUUGAGAAACGGAACAAGGCCUUUCUUAUGAAAUGGUUAUGGCGCUUUCCUUUAGAAAGAAAGGCUUUAUGGUAUAAGGUGGUGAAGAGUAGGUAUGGAUUAGAUGAGGGUCAUUGGGAUACGGGAGGAGGGAGAAGAUUGUCGGUUCGUGGUCCGUGGAGGGAUAUUACGGCAUUGUAUGAGGAGUACAGGAAAAUGGUUUGUUUUAAGGUGGGGAAGGGCGAUAGGAUUCAGUUUUGGGAGGAUGUUUGGCUUGGAGAAGAUACAUUGAAGUCUCGUUUCUCGGAUUUAUUCUUGGUUUCCAUGGCAAAGAAUUGUGCGAUUAAAGAUUUGGCAGUCUUGGGCGGGGAAGGGAGAGGGGGGUCCUUAGGUUGGAAUUUGCGGUUCAGAAGGAACUUGUUAGAUAGGGAGGUGGCUAAUUUCGCUCAAUUGAUGCAUAUGCUUCAGGUGGUGACUCUCCCAUCGAUUUUGGAGGACAGAAGGAAUUGGAAUUCGGAUACCAGUGGAGUUUUUAAUUGUAAGUCCGCCUUCCAUUCCUUGAGCUAUGCUCAUUUAGGCCCAGAGUUGGAUUGGGCUAAGUUUUUGUGGAGGAGUGUUGCUCCGUAUAAAGUUAAAUUGUUUGGUUGGUUGUUAUUCUUGGAUAAGGUGAGCGUUCACGAGAAUUUACAGAGGCGUAGACCUUUCCACAUCUUUCGCCAAAUUGGUGCGUCUGCUGUAAAAAUGAAGUAG